Molecule: messenger RNA, 5863 nt
Organism: Phascolarctos cinereus (koala)
Lineage: Eukaryota; Metazoa; Chordata; Mammalia; Diprotodontia; Phascolarctidae
Gene: FAM181B
Product: family with sequence similarity 181 member B
Source: RefSeq, a predicted model, not a curated record
UUCUCUGGGCCUCAGUUUCUUCAUUUAUAAAAUGAGGGAGAUCUAAGUUCUUUAAAGUCCCUCCUAGCUCUAAGCCUAUGAUUCUAAGAUGUCCUGUCUAUUGUUUUCUCAUGGAAUUCAUCUCACUCUUCUGAAGACACCAACAAUUUGGACUAUUUCUCCAAAGUUUAUGAUAGAAGUACACUUGUAAUUAUGAGCUGAUGUGGCCCUUUCAGAAAUAACUAUUUGGAAGUCGAAAAAGGACUCAUAUAGUGAUUCCUCUCUCACAACCAACAGUCACAAUUCGCUGUCUUUUAGGGAAUGUUUUCCAGGUUGCAAAGGGGAAAAUCAAAUUGAUGAGCUACCACUUGCUGCUGCUGCCCUGUUGAGCUGCAAGAAAGAAGGCAGAUUCCAGGUGGACAUUUGGAAAAUCCAAGUGUGAAAGAACAAUGUGAAAUCUCAAUUCUCCAAAAUGGUUUUGGGAGGUGAAUGCAGUCUCUUGGGCCCCUGUGGGGUUUGGUUCCUAAGGAAACUAAUCCUCACUCUGCUCAGUGUUAUGCAUCACUGGUGUUGAAGAGCUUCGACUUGAAGGCUCUGUAAACAGCCCCCUGAGCUGGCUGGAUCGGAAAGUCACUCUCUUCCCAAUAGGAAGUGAAACGUAUCAAUGUCACAUCCACUCAACUGAGCAUGCUCAUUCAAUGAGGAGGGGAAGGAGCUAAUGGGCAGUCUCUUUAUCUAAACUUAGACAAUGCUGGUAUGAUGUUACUGUGCAAAAGUAAGAAGCAUAGAGGUAGCUUAGGAAAGGCAAAUUUUGUAAUAAAGCCAUUGGAAACUGAGGUUGGAUUUAGGCAAGCAUACUAUCUACUUAAGUAAAGUCAACAGAUAUUUUAACUUAUUAUUAUUCCUAUCAAUAGAAAGGCAGCUUGGUAUAGUAAAUAGAUAGCAGUCCUCUCCAAGACUCAGAUUUUUCAUUUUUUUUUUUGGGUGAGGCAAUCAGGGUUAAGUGACUUGCCCAGGGUCACACAGCUAGUAGGUGUCAAGUGUCUGAGGCUAGAUUUGAACUCAGGUUCUCCUGACUCCACAGACAGAGCUCUAUCUAGCUUCCCCAAGACUCAGAUUUUUCACUUGUCAAAUGGAGUACUUAACAGUUAUUUUGAAGAAGGUUAUUUGUCUUCUUCUAGAGUCUGGAAGACUUUGGGUUCCAGGCCUGCCUCUGACAUAUACUGGCUGUGUAACCCUGGAUAAAUCACUUGUCCUCUCAGUGCUCCCAGGCAACUCGCUAAGACUUUAAGUUGAAAAAUGGGGAUCUGCAUUGGUAAAAGGAAUUUUCUUACCAGGAGUUCCCUAAAUCAAUGAAACCCCAGGUCUACAUCCUGCAAAAACAUUACUAAUAAUACUUCCUUACAUUAAUAUGUCUUUUAGGCUUAUAAAAAAAGUUCACAACAGCUGUAAGAUAGAAUAAAAAAUUUCAGUAUCAUAGUAUUUGACCUAUGAAGCUCAUCCCUCAGAACAACCUUGUGAGGUAUGUAGUUUAAGUAUUGUUGUUCACAUUUCACAUGAGAGUUGUGUGUGUGUUUGUCUGUGUAUGGUGUAGUGCAGUGGUUCUCCAAGUGAGGUUUGAAGACCACUGGGGGUCCCUGAGACCCUUUCAGGGGGUCCUCAAGGUAAAAACUAUUUUCAUAAUUAUACUGACAUUUUAAUUUCUAAUACUGUAUGUAUUGAUAGACAUAACCCACACUAAAAAGACAAAAAAACUUUUGGGAGAGAUCCUCAAUCUUGAUGAGUGUAAAGAGGUCUUGAGACCAAAAAGUUUGAGAAUCCUUGGUGUAGCAGAUCAAGGGAGCUGGCCAUAGAGUCAAGCCGCACCAAAGUUUAUGUCCUCCCUCAGACACAUAUUUAUUGAGCAUAGGCAAGUCAUAACCUUUCAGUGCCUCAGACAACUCUCUAAGAUUCUAGUUCGCAUGACAGCUGCUGAUCUGCACUGGAAGAAGGACCUUCUCCAAACCAUGGUUUCCAAUAUCAAAGAAAUCACAGAUAUUCUCUCUCUCUCAUUCUCUCUCUCUCUCUCUCUCUCUCUCUCUCUCUCUCUCUCUCCAUACUCUCUCUGCUACACCAUACCCCCCUCCCACUUAAAUUUCUAACACAGCUUGUCAGCUGUCAUUUUUUGAUUGAUUCUCACAUGUUAUAUAAUCAGGACGCAAGGGCUAUCAUUCUAUAAUCAUAGCUUCCCCAACUAUUCUUCCUUACUGACUUACUUGCUUCUCUCAUCCUUUUUUCCUCUUGGAGACAAGCAAGCAAAGGUUGGGCAUGACAGUGGAGGCAGGGGGCAGUCAGUAGUCCAGUUUAGAGGAAUUAUAGAAUCCUUAGGGUGGAGGAGUGUGAGCUAAGAUUAGAAAAUUAGUGGUGCUGGAUCAUGGAAUUUCAUGAAUAUCAAGUGAAUGAGUUUGGACUUGACAGUGUUAGGAAUAGGGAGCCAUUGAAGGAUCCUGAGAUGAAUGACAUGAGCAGAUCUAUGUCUCUGGAAAUUAUCUGGUAGAUAUGUGAAAGAAGAAUUGGAGGGAGGAAAGAGUGGAGUAGGGAGGGGGCUGUUGGAACAGUCUAAUCAAGUGGUGACAAGGCAGAGUGAAUAGAGAUAUAGGAUUGAUGUCAGGAAGCUCUGAAUUCAAAUUCCCCCUCUUACUUCUGAGUAUAAUAGGAUUGAUCAGUGGAAGCCCUGGUUAACUGGACUAUGCAGACCCUCCUCGACUUCCUCUCCUCCAAUAGCACGUACACUUUGGCUCUGUUGCGAGGGACUUAUCCUUCAGCAGAUCCCAUAGUUUGCCUGAUCACCCUUGUUACACUACAUGCUACACUGUGAUUAACAAGUAACAUAACUUUCUAGGAAUAAACUCCUCAUUGAGGAAUUGUUCGUGACCUCUAUGUGCACAGGAAGCUCCUUUCCUUGUAGUUAUUGACAAAGUCACACAUGCUUCAUACAUUAUUGCUUAUGGGAGAUGUGAACGACAAAGUAAAAACUAUCAAGACUUGACGCUGACGGCUAGAAAAUCUUUCAAAUUAACCUAAAAGGGAUUGAGCGGGAUUAGAAUGUUGGUUUCCAAGCUGUAGCGAGGACUACACAGCUAGGUACAGAGGGGUGCAGCAAUGGACCCACUUGGGGCUAAAGGCAGACUUAUGGUCAAAGUGCUGGGGUUAAGGCCCUGGGGUUAGGGCCAGAGGCCUGUGUCUCUCCAUUCCAGGGCCAGUUGUGCUGCUCUGGAGCUAGCCUCUCUAUUGCUGAUCCUCUUUUUAGCUGGGGCCCUGGACUGGGUGACACCACAGGGUCAGGCACAGUUGCUCUGGUUUGGGGAAAGGAUCAGGGGUGAGGGUGGGGACAGCGGAAGAAUUUCCUGUUCAAAAAUUAGAAUGUACCCAUCUUCAAGAUGCUCUUUGACGGAGGCGAAGCAAGGCAAAGGACACUUAAGUAAGUCUAGGAUAAAGUAAACGUUAGGGGGGUUGGGGGUGGGAGAAGAGGCGGAGACGGGGAGAUUCCAUCUCCUUUCCUUUGCCAUUGGGAGCUAAGUGGGAAAAAAUUCCAGAGGGCGAUUUUAGAGGUUCUCAGGAAGCGCGAAACCAAAGGGUUAACACAAGGAGUAGGAGAGACGAAUAAGGGUUGGGGGGCACUCAAACUAAACUAAAAGAAGGAGCUGUUGGCUCCUCCUCUUCACAGUGUCAGCACGCAUCUCCCUCUCACCCGCCCCCCCCACUCGUUCCCUCCCUCCCCUCCCGUUUACAAGAUCUAAUGAGCUCCCCUGGGAGCUAGAGAAAAGAUCCCAGCUUCGGAGCGCACAGAGGGCUACAGUCUGCUGCGCUAGGCAGUCUCGGGAGCGGGAGCAAGGGAUACAGCUGCUGCGAAGCCCACCCUGGAUGGGGAGUGAGCUGAACUAAGGCCUGGGGAGUGGGAGAGUGGCUGUGGACGCCCAAGGGAGCAACCUCCCGGCGUCCAAGAAGUUCCCAUUGGAAAGCGAAGUUAGGCGCCAACUAAGCUACUGAGACCCGGGCAGAAAAAGUCGGAGCCGGGGCUGGGCGGCUUCGAAGAUGGCUGUACAGGCGGCUAUCCUCAGUCCCCAUCACUUCAUCCCCUUUUGCUUCCCCGGAUCUCCCGGGGCUCUAGGGAUGGACUUUGGAGACCUGGACAAGGGCUGCUGCUACGAGGAGGACGAGGCUGGGGGGACUGGGGUUGCCCUGCUUGGUGAAGCUGUGGCUGCCGAGGGAGCCGGCGGCGGGAGCGGGGGCGGGGACUUAAGGGAGGCUACUCGGGACCUGCUGAGCUUCAUCGACUCGGCAUCCAGCAACAUCAAGCUGGCUCUGGACAAGCCCGUGAAGUCCAAGCGGAAGGUGAACCAUCGCAAAUAUCUCCAGAAGCAGAUCAAGCGCUGCACUGGUAUGAUGACCUCGUCUUCGGCCUCUUCCUCGGGCCCUGCCCCCUCCGUCUCUCCGUCCCCUGGCCCCGCAGCUGCUGUCCCGGCUGGGGCUCCCGAGGCGCCCCCGAAGCGACUGCCUGCUGCCUCCCCCGCAGCCCCAGGUCCUCAGGGCAAAGCACCCCCGAAGCGGGAGGGGUCCCAAGCGGCCGCCAGUCUGCAGAGCAAGAGCCUGGCUGCCCUCUUCGAGUCUUUGCACCAGGUUCGAGGCAAUGGUGGUGAGAAAGGAGGAGCCGGAACCUUGGCUACGGUGGCUGGAGGAGGAGGUGGGGGCGGCGGCGUGGGAGCCGAAGGAGGCGGUCCACUUGUGGCAGCAGCUGGGGCCGGUGGGGGCAAGAAAGUCCCUCUGCGGAAUCGAAAUCUGCCCCCGUCCUUCUUCACCGAACCAUCUAGGGCGGGUGGAUGCGGCCCGUCGGGGGGCGGUGUGACCCUUCGCGAGCUGGAAAAAGGCGGCGAGGCGGUGGAGUUUUUCGAGCUAUUGAGCCCAGAUUACUGUGCGGGAGGAGAGGUUGGGGGGUUACUGCCCUCCGAGCCUCUCGACUUGUUCCCAGCUGCCGUGCGGGCCCCCCAGGAGCUGGAACACAUCCUAUACGAUCCGCACCCCACCGUGGUAGCAGGCUUGCUAUAUUCAGAGCCCUGGAGCACCCCGUGCCCCCCAGCCAAGAAGCCUGCCCCUGCUUCCAAUCGUGGGGGCGGCGGCUUGACCUUGAGCGAAACUUUGCGCCCCUUGUACCCCGGCACUUCAGACUCCGCUGCUUCCAGUCUGGUCCCCGGGGGAGAGGACACCGCGGGCCACCUGACGCCUUUCGCCCAGUUCUUCCCUGACUGUGCCCUGCCAACCCCACCUCCUCCCCACCAGAUGCCUUAUGAUUACGGGGUGGGGUACAGCCGGGUCGCUUAUUCUGGGCUUUAAAGAAUGGAUUCUGGAGAGAGAGUGCAUCCUUGAAGGAGAAAUCGUGUGACAUGAACUCCCUUGUAUGUACUCGUAACUAGGCCGUGGGCAAAACGGCGCGGCUCUCCCUUCUAAGCUGAAAGAUCGAUUAAAAAGUAGACGUGACAAUGAAACUGACUUUUUUUUUUUGUAGGGGCGGGUGCAGAAAUUUUGAAAAGGAAAUGUGAAAAGUGUGAUAAUCAUCCACACUCACUCCCAUUCCAAAGGGGGGAAAACAUAAAAAACAAGUUAGGUGUUUUUUUUUUUUGUAAAACAAAUUGCAAGUUCAGACCAGUCAGAGGUUGUAGGUAGAGAGGGAGAGAGCCUUAAAUUUCUAUCUACCCCCUCCAGGUUUUCAGAAAUCCAGGUCAGUUCGGUUGCAUUUAAUGCUCUUUUCCUUUCCCAAUUUAGUGCACUGGUGUAUGUAUGUAUGUGUGUGGUGGUGGUUUUUACCUCAAAUGGAUUAUGAAUGUCAAUAUAUUAAAACAAUAAUUAA